This is a messenger RNA of Gymnodraco acuticeps, 3262 nucleotides long. Its product is annotated as protein Dok-7-like. Gene Ontology annotation, biological process: positive regulation of protein tyrosine kinase activity; neuromuscular junction development. NCBI's taxonomy places the organism in Eukaryota, Metazoa, Chordata, Actinopteri, Perciformes, Bathydraconidae. Gene Ontology annotation, molecular function: protein kinase binding. The record is from RefSeq and is a predicted model, not a curated record.
ACUGUAACGCCGUUACUUUUGUAACGCGUUACACACAACACUGGAUAGUGGUCGUGCCUUUUUCCAUGUGCCUCUGCUGGGGGGAGUGUGUGCCCCUCCAGCAGGGAGAGAGCAGCUAUUUUGAAAGUGACCCCUCAUUCAGUCAGCGACUGUGCAGCUGUCAGGAACCAUGACUGAAGAUGACGGAUUCUGUUGUCGUGGAGGGAUAUGCCAGACUCAGAGAUGGAAAAAAGUGGAAAACUAGGUGGGUCGUUCUUCGCAAGCCGUCGCCUGUAGCAGACUGCCUAGUGCUGCUGGUUUUUAAAGACAAAUCUGACAAAGCUCAGGGCAACAAGGAGAGGGCCAGUGUCACCUUGGAGGAGAUCUGCGGAGUGGAAACGGGACAGUGGUUUGAAGGAGUGGCGUUCACUCUCACCAUCCUCUGCCUCAACCAGACUGCUCUUCUGGGCUUCGACAGCAAAGAGGCCCUGCAGGCGUGGGACGCCCGCCUACGAUACAGCCUCGGAGAAGUUCACAGAUUCAGUGUUGGAGUCUUACCGGGGACCAAGCUGGAGAGUGGGCCUGCGACUCUUCAUCUGUGCAACAACCUGCUGGCUUUAGCCCGGGACGUCCCGCCUGCUAUCAUCGGACACUGGAACCUCCCAGACCUGCGCAGAUAUGGACCCGUACCCAACGGAUUUGUGUUCGAGGGAGGGACAAGAUGUGGUUACUGGGCCGGUGUGUUUCUGCUCUCGUCUGCUGAGAGCGAGCAGAUCAGCUUUCUAUUCGACUGCAUCGUCAGAGGCAUCUCCCCCACCAGGGGCCCGUUUGGACUGCGGCCCGUCCUGCCAGACCCCAGUGGCAGUCAGACGAAUUCGGAGGAGAAGUUGAACCAUGACGCCCAGGAGCUGGAGAAACGACUGAGCAUGCUCUCUCACCGGAGCAGCACAGUGUCGUACUGUGCGUCUGCCGGGGGGGACGACCGCAGCAUGUCCGGCUCCUCGGACGCUUCAGACACCAGCCAAUCAGAGAGCAGCAUGAGCAGCCGGAUGGCCAUUUGGACUGAGCCGUCCUCCAACCCAUCUGAAAGCGUCGGCCAUGUUGGAGCUAAACUGGCGUUACAGAGCAUGGAGAAGCUCUCCGUCACCCAGGGGGGGGUGACCCGGCCCGCCCCCAAGACCCCCCGGCCGCUCCAGGAGAUCGGCCGUCAGAGCUCCUCUGACAGCGGCAUCGCCACCGGCAGCCACUCCUCCUACUCGGGGAGCUUCUCCUCCUACACAGGCAGCCUGGACCUCCCCCCCGGGGAGGACUUCGGCUCUGUGUUCAGCCUGCCCCCCCACUUGGCUCAAGACCUGAGCCCCUGUACUUGCUCCGCUGCACCUGCACAUGAAUACCGAACACCUUCAUCACUGAGGUAUCUGUACGACAGCCCCAGGAGUGUGCUACAGGAGGGGGGUGGGGGGGCCACGGCCAGAGACAAUGAACCCUCCAUGCUAAUUAAGGACGCUACUGCCUCGCCAGGCCCAACAACAGACUCAGCACAGGGGGAUCAAAGCAGCGCCAAGACCCCCGAGGGUCACUCAGAAAACACUGACACACAGUCAACAAAUGUACAACUAGACGGCCCCUCAGAGGAGAGCAAGAAAACCAAGGUGACGCCCUCUAGUGACACAUCGGUCCCCAAAACCAUUGUGACCAUCUGCUCCGUUUGUGGUGGAUUUAAGGGAACGCCGUACAUCCCAGUUAGCGGUUCAGCAGCGCCUGCCAUACCAGACAAAAGGCUUAAUAGCAAAGAGGAGCGACGCAGAGCUGAUCCUGCUUAUGAGAUCAUGGAGAGGAACGCUGAGGCAGAAGAGAAAAGCAAGUACGAGCUGAUGGGCAGCUACAGUCAGCAGAGGCUGCUGCAGGAGACUGAAGGUGCCGUGUUAGUGUUCCCCGCCGAGGCGGCGCUUCCUGAAAGGCCUCGCAGUGAAGGUGUGACAUAUGUGAAUAUUCCUGUUAGUCCUACAUCCAAGAAGCAGCUCAACUACAUGGAGCUGGAGCUGCUCGAGCCGGGCACCCGAGGGACCGUCGCACACCACCCCCCUCACAGAAAGAGCUCCAGCAAGUACGCUCAGAUCGACAUCACGGCCACAGAGACGGCUCACAGGGUGGGGGUGCAGCACGCUCUGGGCCGGGAGGAGGGUCUGCUCACUCUGGAGCUCCGGAGGAAGGGGACCCCUCACUGAGGUCUCCAUCACUCAGCUGAGGGUCCCAGCAGGAGACCAGCAUCCCACAUCACACUGUAAAGACUGCAGGAAGAAUCUCUGUGUGCAGCCGAGAUCCUCAGAGGUUUACUGUGGAAAUGUACUCUGUGUUUCAUCCACUCCUCACAUAAUGUACACGGUCCAUUUCCCUACAAUCAGCCGUCACAACACAAGGAGCAACUUUUCAAUAUGUCCUCUUUGUGGCCUCAGCAUCUCAUUGGACGGCAUUAUGAUGCUCCCGGAGCCUCGGGGGGGGAGAUGUGCCUUAUAAGCUGAGUCACCAGCCCCCAUAAUUCCUAGCGCACUCAGGACAUCCCUAAUAACACGCUGGUUUUGUCUGCAUUUGUUAGAAGGCGGCAGGGUGGUGUAAGUUAACCCAGAUCACAUAUUCGUGCAUCUGCAUAACACAUUGUGCACGGUGACUUUUUACUGCUGCCUGGGUGCAAACAACCGAUUAGUGUUUUUAUCAUAAGAACAGAAUCUCAAUGCUGCGGUUUCUCCGUGCUUCACACUUCAUAUGGAGUAGGACUUACUCUGGAAACGAGAGGCCGGUGGAAUCCCUUUACUACAGAUGCAUCCCAGAACACAUUCUGUCUCUCACUGCCAUUAUCUGUCAAAGUUAUAACUCAUUUGAUGUAUUUUGAAAUAACUUUUUUUUACUCACUUAUGUGGUUUUACAUCAUAUUAUUAUUAUUCCUACUUUUGUGUGUGCACAUAGGCAUUUUGCUGAAAGAAAAAAAAGCUAUAUAGAAAGUGUUUUGUAGAUUUAUGUUAGUCUUCUCUGAUGACACGCUGUUUUGAUAUCUGUAAAUACAUCUUUCUAUUUUGGUGAUGUGGAUUGUCAUAAGAUAUACAUGUAAAGACAUAAUGUACAGAAAAGAGUUCAAGGACAGUGCCUUCCUCUUGAGGUGCUAUAUCUUUCUUAGAAUACUAUUUUUCUUGUAUAUUAUUUAUAUCAAACUGCUUUGAUGUGAGCAUUCAGUUUUCCCCCCCAUGUACAGUUGGAAACAAUAUGAUAAAAGGCAGCCUAUAAACUG